AUGCCACGAACAGCCAUCACGCUCGAGACAGAUUUCAGCUCUCAGCAGUUCGUGCAGAAUUUCCGUGUGUCCCGGGAGUCGUUUGAGUACAUCUGCGCUCAACGUGUUGCCAUAGCCAUCUGGAAGCUGGCCACUGGCAGUGAAUACAGGACCAUCAGCCAUCUUUUUGGAGUAAGCCUGAGUACAGUUUUUAAUUGUGUUCAGGACUUCUGCAACACAGUUGUCAAGGUGCUACUUCCUGCCCAUAUUAAAUCUCCUGAUGCUGACAAGUUGGUUGAACUAGCCACAUUCUUCCAUAACCGUUGGAGAGUACCACAGUGUGUCGGUGCCAUAGAUGGAUCCCACCUGCCAAUUAUUGCACCCGAGGAGCAUGCUCGGGACUAUUACAACCGCAAAGGAUGGCAUUCAGUUAUUCUGCAAGCAGUGGUGGACGGUAAAGGUCUCUUCUGGGAUGUGUGUGUUGGCUUUGCAGGGAGUGUGCAUGAUGCAAGGGUACUGCGGCAGUCAGAUUUGUGGGAAGUCUUAGGUGAUGGGGAAUUACUGAGCCAAAAGAAAGUGACCAUCUCUGGCUGUGAUGUGGGACAUUAUCUGAUUGGUGACCCUGCCUACCCCAUGCAAAACUGGCUCAUGAAGCCCUUUUCGGACACUGGCAGACUGACCCCUGAGCAACGCACCUACAACUACAGGCUGAGCAGUGCACGAUCGGUUGUGGAGAUGUGUUUUGGAAGACUGAAAGGACGGUGGAGAUGCCUCCUGAAAAGGAACGACGCCAAGCUGGAGCUGGCCAAGAAAAUGGCACUGACUUGCUGCGUGCUUCACAACAUUUGUGAGGAACAUGGAGACAAUUUCAGCGAGGACCACCCAGACAGGAACAUGAACAUUCAGCCUCUUCUUCAGGCAGUACCCGAAAAUGGCACUCCUGAAGGAGCUGACAUUAGAGCAGCAUUAAUGCGCUACUUUAACGGAGGGAAUGAGUGA
Cololabis saira (Pacific saury) is the source of this 978-nucleotide messenger RNA. RefSeq lists its product as uncharacterized. The record is from RefSeq and is a predicted model, not a curated record. The coding region runs from base 1 to 978 and encodes 325 amino acids. The transcript has 3 exons. Lineage: Eukaryota; Metazoa; Chordata; Actinopteri; Beloniformes; Belonidae.